CUGCCUCUCCCUCGAGGCCUCGACCGAACAACUAUGGAUUGGGCUUCCGCCAUCCGCCGCAGGGCCCGCGUGCGCUCUGUCUGUCUCCACGACUCCACGCAUGCUUCAGCUUCACGGAGACACGGUUCACGCCGCGAUCCGGGAUCGCUCUCUCUUUGGGCUACCGGCUCCGCCGCCGCUCCGCCGCCCUAAGCCAGGUGCUGAAGGCCUUCGUCGGUCUUUUCACCGGCGACGACGACCCACUAGGAAAAGAAUUUUCCUGGCAUAUUUUUGUUUCCAGAAAUAUUCGUGUCAAGUUGGUAUGUCAGGGAUCACAGCAAUUUGGCGUCGGUCAUGUCCAUUAGCUGCUAGUCAGAUUCUAAUGGAGACAUAUUUUGGCCCAUCUGUAUCUUCUGGUGUUCUGAGGUGGUUCAGCAGCGGCACUAAGCACUCAAGAAAACCUGAAUUUUCUGUUGCUAACCAUAUCAGGGUGGUGGAUUUGCAUUCUGCUUCUGCAGUUAAUUAUGUGUCAACGAUCAGAAGGUUGCCCCUUUCAUGCCGUAUGGACACUAAUUGGUUGAUUACUUCAAAGUCCAGACAUGGUGCAUUGCCAGGAUUCUUAGGUGUUUCAAGCUUCUAUCGUGGAUACUCCUCAGAUACUGGAAUCAAGCCAGAAGCUUCGCAGAGUGGUGUCUCUAAUCUUCCUUCUACAGAAAGCUCUGAGGUUGGCACUGCAGGUGCUGGUGGGGGUUCAUGGAUUGAAAUCUUGGACAAUGCUCGCAAGUCUACUAUAGAUGCUACCACUGAUGCAGGCAAGAAAGUUAAGGAGCUGACUGAUGCAGUUGCACCUCAUGUCCAGCAGCUAUUUGAUACAUAUCCAAAUCUUGAAAAGGUAGUUGUUCCACUUGGCGGAACAAUAUUUGGUACAAUGAUGGCAUGGUUGGUCAUGCCUAUCAUUCUAAGGAGGCUUCACAAGUACGCAUCACAAAGUCCUAUAUCAGCACUUCUGGGGAACUCCACCAAGAAUGAUGUUUUGUACCAAACUAGUCUCUGGUGUGCAUUAGAGGAUCCUGCAAAAUAUCUGAUCACGUUCAUGGCAUUUUCAGAAAUGGCAACACUUAUUGCACCAAGCGUAUCAACUUACCUUCCACAGGCAUGGAGAGGUGCAUUUGUUCUGUCUUUUGUAUGGUUCCUUCAGAGGUGGAAAACCAACUUCAUUGCUAAAGCUAUGACCAAACUAGAUGCCUCAAGUGUUGAUCGCGACAGGAUAUCGGCAUUUGAUAAGGUUUCUUCAUUGGGACUGAUUGGACUAGGAGUAAUGGGUCUUGCUGAAGCUUGUGGUAUAGCUGUUCAAUCAAUAUUAACUGUUGGUGGUGUGGGAGGUGUUGCUACUGCUUUUGCUGCUAGAGAUGUUCUUGGUAACAUUCUUAGUGGGUUCUCCUUGCAAUUUUCUAAGCCAUUCUCAGUUAACGACUACAUAAAGGCGGGGUCAAUAGAAGGCAAGGUGGUUGAAAUAGGACUCACUUCUACUUCAUUGAUCAAUCCAGAAAAGCUCCCUGUCAUAGUACCCAACUCUUUGUUCUCCAGUCAGAUGAUAGUUAACAGAUCACGAGCUAAUUGGCGAGCUAGUGUGACAAAGAUUCCUAUUCGAAUUGAGGAUAUUGAGAAGGUUCCUUCUGCAUCAGAGGAGAUAAAGACUAUGUUAAGGUCUAAUCAAAAUGUGUCCUUUGAUAGUGAUGUUCCUUACUGCUAUCUCUCGAGAUUGGAAAGUUCAUAUGGAGAGCUCAUCAUUGGAUGCAACCUAAAAAACAUGAGGAAAGAUGAGUGGCUAUCUGCCCAACAAGAAAUUCUUUUGGGAGCUGCUAGGAUUAUCAAAUCACAUGGCAUUGAACUGGGAAGCACCAUGCAGUGCUGUUAAUUCACGCUUCCGGCACUUUUAAGUAAAUACCGUUAGCCUGCAGAAGUGCAGAACUUCAUACAGACGCUACCUAGCCGUUUUGUUCUUCAACGUUUUAUGUCUUCAGACCAUGGACACCCACUACCAAUACUAUUCUGUUACUGCCGUUUUCUUUGGAACUAAGGUCUUGUUUCCUUUUGUGGUCGUCCCUUUUGGUUGGUGCUUGGAUCCGUUUCUGGGAGCUUCUUUGUCUAUGUAUACUGGUGAACGUUUGCACCGCGCCCACGCCUGCCCUGUGGAUGAACCCUGAGCGUUUUAUUGGUCAAUUCUGUGAAAUAUUGGGUUUUAUCCUCGAAAUUCUAGUGUUUUACGUAGUACUCGAUUAACUAGACUAAUAGGUGACCAUCUUGAAGCAAUUCGUGUUUGACACUGAACAUUCCUGAGGACUUGGACUUGCAUGCCCCAGGAUAGAUUCCACCGCUGUUUUACCAUGCUGAACGUAAGAGUACUGACAGGCUGCCAUGAUCAGCAUGUUUCUACAAUUCUACUGAUCUACUUUCACCUUUU
This is a messenger RNA of Zea mays, 2443 nucleotides long. RefSeq lists its product as uncharacterized. Gene Ontology annotation, biological process: transmembrane transport. Gene Ontology annotation, cellular component: membrane. The transcript is spliced from 8 exons. The coding region runs from base 101 to 1897 and encodes 598 amino acids. The record is from RefSeq and is a predicted model, not a curated record. NCBI's taxonomy places the organism in Eukaryota, Viridiplantae, Streptophyta, Magnoliopsida, Poales, Poaceae.